AUGGCUAUUGAGCAUGACCAUCUUGACAUUGGCUCUAGAUCCAGUAGUCCAAGUAGGCAGUAUGAUGACCCGGCUAAGAAAAAGGCUGAUCUUGAUAUGCAGGAAGAACAAUUGAGGAGAGGAUUGGUUGUGAUGGAGGAAGUCACUAAAGCAAGAAAUGAAGGAAGAAAAUUUACUGUCAAGUGGAACAAUAAGAAUCAAGUAGUUGACAGUCAUAACUGUAUCAGUUAUAUUGGUGUGGCAGCGAAGUCCUUAGUGCCUAUUACUUUAAAAUCUUGGAAGAAUGCAACUCCAGCAAUGAAGGAUGCAGUGUGGAGAACUUUAACAUCAGGAUUUGAGAUUGAGGAGAGGCACAAGAAAAGUUUUGUUACCCGUAAAUUUUUUACAAACCCUGACAUAGAGGGUAUCGAAGAUACAAUUCCUUCCCUCAUUUCGACAAUUGUGAAUGAGGAUGAAUGGAAAGCUUUUGUCAACUCACGUCGCAAUCCAGAGUUCAAGGCAUUAAGCGCCAAAAAUAAAGAGUUCACGAAAAAGAAUGAAUAUACAUAUAAGGCUGGAUGCAAGGGAUAUGCGGGAAUUGAAAAGGGUUUGAUUGAGAAAGAGCAAGCGUCGGAGGGUUCUAUAUCCCGUGGCAGGAUUUGGGCUAAGGCUCGAAAAAAUAAAGCAGGCAAUAUUGACAACCCAAAAACAAAAGCGGUUGUUGAAACAAUAGAGGCAUUAGCAGGCACUCAAACUAUUGAUGAGGAUAUAUUGGAGAAGGCAUUGGGGAAUACUAACCAUCCUGGUCGUGUUCGGGGCGUUGGCUUUGGAGUUACAAGAAAAGAAUACUUUGGUGAUGCGUUCAAGCGUGGUAAAAAGGCUGCUUCUUCUGCUGAGGUUCAAGAGUUGAGGCAAAGAGCUAGUGGAACAGAAGUAGCAGAUACUAGCACAAUCACAACAGAUACAAGAACAAUCUAG
Prosopis cineraria is the source of this 957-nucleotide messenger RNA. RefSeq lists its product as uncharacterized. NCBI's taxonomy places the organism in Eukaryota, Viridiplantae, Streptophyta, Magnoliopsida, Fabales, Fabaceae. The record is from RefSeq and is a predicted model, not a curated record. The transcript is spliced from 5 exons. The coding region runs from base 1 to 957 and encodes 318 amino acids.